This is a messenger RNA of Pyrus x bretschneideri (Chinese white pear), 1189 nucleotides long. RefSeq lists its product as uncharacterized. The transcript has 3 exons. Bases 105 to 878 code for a protein of 257 amino acids. NCBI's taxonomy places the organism in Eukaryota, Viridiplantae, Streptophyta, Magnoliopsida, Rosales, Rosaceae. The record is from RefSeq and is a predicted model, not a curated record.
UGUGGCCUAAGUUUUAGCAAAUUCUAUAAAUAGAUCCAUUAUUGCAGGUAAGAUGCACUAAACUUCCGUUGCUUGAACAAUAUACUCAAAAACCCUCGGUGUACAUGGAAACCUCCAAGCCAAGUAUUUGUUUGAAGCUCCUUAUCGACACAACGCGUCAACGAGUUCUCUAUGCUGAAGCUGGCAAAGACUUUGUGGACUUUCUCCUCACAAUUCUGUCUUUGCCGAUUGGCACUGUCAUCCGGCUUCUCUCCAAAGAUGGCAUGGUUGGCUCGUUAGGCAAACUUUACGGCAGUGUCGAAAGCCUAAGCAGCAUAUACAUGCAACCUCACUUUAACAAGGAAUCCCUCCUGAAACCUAACGCAACAUCAACGAUUGGUGUUGGUGCCGAUGCCCUUCAUAUGCUGACGAUAGACGACUCCUCUGCUGAAAAGUCAUUCUAUUAUUGUGGUUGUCGUAGUCGCCACCAAACCUAUCCAAUGCUUGUAAUGGACAACCCUAAAGCCACCGUUGUAACGGACAACCCUAAAGCCAUUUGUCCAUACUGCAGUUCAAGCAUAAAUACCAAGGCGACUUUUGUCCAUGGAUCCACUGCUGAAGGAGAAACGGCCGGUGAUGGAGGAUAUGUGAAAGGUGUUGUGACGUAUAUGAUUAUGGAUGACCUGGAAGUGAAGCCCAUGUCUAGCAUUUCAAGCAUAACCAUGCUAAACAGGUUCAACGUCAAGGAUGUCGGUGCCCUUGAAGAGAAAGUGGUCCAUCUUACCAUGGAAGAGGGUGUCAAAUUGCUGAGGGUAUCGUUGCUGUCAAACUUGGUUCUGACCACCGUAUUCCUUGAUAAGAAUGAAGCGUGCGCUUCAACUGAAAGUAUUGUGGAAUGAACAAUCUGAAUUUUCUACGAGGACUUUCGACUUCCUCUAGAGCAAAACAUGAUGAAACAGACAAAUUUUAGAGUGAUUCAAAUUGGAGGAUGUUCAUGUGUUUGCUAACUUCUUGGUGUCAAAAUGUAAUGACCUACGUGGAUUUGGCUUUCAAACUUUUUUAGAUGUUAUGUAAUUUAGGACUUUUGUCUGAAGGUCCCUGUCUAGAUCUAUUGUACUUUGGGUUGAUUUGGACUCUGUUUUGCUGUGUUGUUUUGGAAGUGAUAUAUACUCAAUGCCCAGGAAGAUUAAUGUAAUUUGAUAACGGUCUC